This is a messenger RNA of Sebastes umbrosus (honeycomb rockfish), 6063 nucleotides long. It is a transcript of the gene lrrfip1b, whose product is annotated as leucine rich repeat (in FLII) interacting protein 1b. Gene Ontology annotation, biological process: regulation of transcription by RNA polymerase II. Gene Ontology annotation, molecular function: DNA-binding transcription factor activity, RNA polymerase II-specific; RNA polymerase II cis-regulatory region sequence-specific DNA binding. Lineage: Eukaryota; Metazoa; Chordata; Actinopteri; Perciformes; Sebastidae. The transcript has 15 exons. The record is from RefSeq and is a predicted model, not a curated record. The coding region runs from base 1733 to 5437 and encodes 1234 amino acids.
GUAUAACAGACCGUUGCUAUGUAUAACAGACUGUUGCUGAAAUAAUACUUUAAAAAAAUACAUUAAAUACUUAAAAAAAAAAAAAAUACAGAAAUCGUGGCAUGUUCUGAAAUUAAAAGAAAUAUUUCCUUUAUUGAUGUUAAAACUGACUGCUUUGAAAUUUAGGAAUUUCAGUUAAUUCUUAAUUCUGAAAAAUGACAUUAAACUGAAAUUAUAUGAAAAUCAAAUUACAUUUCAUUCAGAUUCUGAAAUAAAUAAUUAAAGUUUUUAUUAUGAAAAAUUGAGUCGUAAAGCCUUUAACCGAUAUCUUACUCUUUCUCAUUUUAAAACCUAUUUAAUCUUGGCACCAUUCAGCUUCCGUAGCUUUUGAAAUGAUCAGCUGUUUAUGAUAAAUUAUUGAUUUGUUUUCAGUGUUUCUGAUCACUUCUGACACGAUCAAUAAACAUCUAGAAUCACAGAACACAAAACCUAUUUUCCUCACCAUCUAUAAAUGUAUUGAUCGAUGGAGUGCUGAUUGUUAACUGGAUGUUAUUGAUCAGUAUGAUGUUUAGUUUGAUUUAUUGAUUACAGACGAAAGGAGAUACUGUUUAGCUCUCUGAUCAAUAAACUCACUGAUGAAGAGUUAUUGAUCCUUUUCUUUAAGAACUUUACUAAAAACAAAUUAUUUAGGAAAUUUGGGGGAGGCUUUUAUUUUGAAGAACAACUUCCGGUUUGAAUCGGAAUCCACCCCACCACAAUAAAAGUUUCCUCCCUCCCUCCCUCCUCUGUCACACUGCGGACUGUCGCUGUCGCGAUGCGUUCAGGGUCCGGUACGAGCCGCGCCAGAGUAGCAUCAAGAAAUAGACAUAUUUUAAUCUGAAACAGCUUUAUUUGGUGUUUUACUCUUCUGAAUACCGACAAUUGUAUGAUUUUGGACUAAAGGAGACCUUUGUGGAGAAUUCGGCUCUAAGUAAAAAGAGAUUUAAGCACCCGGAACCGAGAGAAGGUGACCGCCGAACUGCGCCAGAAAAACACCCGUUUUUAACGUCAAACACGUUUAUUCGGUAUUUUCUUCCACUUUGAAUCUAAAUGUCGGUUCUGUUGGACUAAAGGAGACCGUUGUGGAGAAUUCGGCUCUAAGUAAUAAUCUCCCCAUUGAUGGGAACUUGAGGUACUGGCAGGAAGGAAGAGGAUCCCGAACCGAGAGAAGGUGACCGCCGAACUGCAUCAGAAAAACACCCAUUUUUAAUCACAAACACGUUUAUUUUGUAUUUUCUCCCACUUUGAAUCUAAAUGUCGGUUCUGUUGGACUAAAGGACACCUUUGUGGAGAAUUCGGCUCCAAGUAAUAAGAGAUUUAAGCACCCUGAACUGAGGUACUGGCAGAAAGGAAGCUGAUCCCGAAUCGAGUGAAAGUGACCGCCGAACUGCUCCAGAAAAACACAUAUUUUUAACGUCAAACACGUUUAUUUUGUAUUUUCUCCCACUUUGACUCUAAAUGUCGGUUCUGUUGGACUAAAGGAGACCUUUGUGGAGAAUUCGGCUCCAGGUAAUAAUCUCCCCAUUGAUGUGAACUUGAGGUACAGGCAGGAAAGAACCGAGAGAAAGUGAGCUAGCAGAAGAAAAGCAGCUUAGUUUGAAUCUUAAACCGGUUUAUUUCCUAUUGACUCUGGUGUGGAGUUCCGGCUCCGUAUGUUUGGGACUAGAGGAGACCUCUGUGGAGAAUUCGGCUCCAGGUAGAACCCUCCUGCUCGAUGGGGACUCCGGCACCGGGACCGGGACCGGGACGGAAGAGGAUCCCGAACCGGGAGAAGAUGACCGCAGAGGACCAGGCUCUCAACCAGAUCGCACGGGAGGCGGAGGCGAGGCUGGCGGCGAAGCGAGCAGCGAGAGCCGAAGCUCGAGAGAUCAGGAUGAAGGAGCUGGAGAGACAACAGAAGGAGCUGUUUCACAGCCACAAGAAGUAUUAUGGUCUGGAUAAUAAGUGGGGUCACAUUGAACAGUGGAUGGAGGACAACGAGCGUUAUUCUCGCCACUCACGGAGACACGCUUCGAUGUCAGAUGACGAGGAGAGGAUGUCUGUGGGGAGUCGAGGCAGCCUCAGGCCGUCAGACUACAGCGGCCUCUUUGGUUCCAGCUCUCGGGCCUCUUCCAGGACCAGUUCAGCUCGGGCCAGCCCCGUGGUGGAGGAGAGACCUGACAGAGACUUCCUGGAGAAAGGCUCCAGGACCACCUCCACGCUCUCCGCCGCCACGCUGGCGUCGCUGGGCGGCGCCUCGUCUCGCAGAGGAAGCUGUGACACGUCGUUCUCCGUGGAGACGGAGGCGUCCAUCAGGGACAUGAAGGACUCUCUGGCGGAGGCGGAGGAGAAGUACCGUAAAGCGAUGGUUUCUAACGCUCAGCUUCACAACGAGAAGUCCACUCUGAUGUAUCAGGUGGAAACUCUGAAGGAGGAGCUGAGCGACAUGGAGGAGCUGCUCUGGGAGUCCCGGCGCCACGGAGACGACCGCACCAAGGAGUUGGAGCGACAGCGUCAGGAGAACGGCGUCCUCCGGUUCCAGUUUAAAGAGACGGAAGAAACUCUGAGACACACUGAGGAGCUGCUGACGGAGGUGUCAGACCUCCGUCUGAAGAGCAGCAGUUAUAUCCAGGAGGUGUCAGACCUCCAGGAGGUGCUGCAGUGGAAAGAGAAGAAGAUGGCGGCGUUAGAGAGGCAGAGAGAAAUGUCCGACAUCAUUCGGAUCGAACGCGACCGGCUCAGAGACGACGUCGUCCGACUGAGAGAUUUACUGAAGAAGCACGGCGUCGUCGUGUCUCCUGAGGUGUCCACCAACGGGGAGACGGGACGGGGCGAGGCCGACGACGAUGUCGACGCACAAUCUGCCUCCCGAUUGGCUGAGGAGCCGUCACAUGGUGGAAGAGAGAGCAUGCUGGGGACAGUUCGAGAGCGACAGCCACCAGAGGGCAUCAAACUCCCGCAGGACGACAUGAAGUACAACCGCUGUCGGAUUUAUAAACGUUCCCGGUCACUAAACGUCAUUUCUACCAGCGACCAAACCAAACCAGACGCGUUAAAACCAGUGAAGGGGUUUGAUCAACAGACCAGGGACAGAAUGGGAAAACAUCCGGGUCGACACGAGGACGCAAGGAAACUACCAAGAAACAAAGGAAGUGAAAAGGAUCCGACCAAGAAACAAGAGGGAAAUUCUUUGUUUAGAAAUGAAGGAAUUGAAAAACAACAGAUGAAAAGUGCUGCUCAGAUGUGUGCGCCGAAAUCUGCCGUCACCGGAUUAAUUGUUGAUGGUCAAGCCUUUAAAAGAAGAACCAAACCUCACAGUGAAUCUGUAGCGUCGAACCGGGAUGUCCUUGUGACGGAAAUGGAGCGCUACUUUGACGGCAAGAUUCAAACCAAUCUGGGAGGAACUCAACCGUUCGUACAUCCGUCUGAAAGUCAGGCAAACUGUGUGGAUUUGGUUUCACCGGUUCGCAGAGCUUCAACUGGAAAAGUCCACAAAUCAAGACUUGUUCCACCUCGACCCGUAAAAGACAUCAUCCUGGACAACAAGGCGAUGGUGUCGAGUAUCAUGGCUGCUGGCAGACUGAACCAAGAGAAACAAAAACAACACAUCGCAGUUGUGAUGGGAAAUCCAUCUUCUGACAGGGAUGUUGCGCGAAAUUGUUCGUCUGCUGUUGAUCAAAUUUAUCAGAAUCAAGAGAGAGAUGGAAACACCUACAGCGAUGUAAAGUGUUCAGAAGGAGAAGUGGUAUCUGAUAUUCCAGCUUUGGGUGCAAAGGAAGAUAGAAUAAAUGAGUUCAGUACUCCGACAUACGUGGACAGUUGGAAAGAAAAUGAAUUUGUCGAUAAGUUGGCUGAGAUUGUUGGUGACGAGUGUGAUGGAAGUUUUGAAGAUGAAGAUACAAACGUUCUCAUGGAUUUGGUAGAACAUGAGACGGUUGCAUCGAUGGGUAAGCCCCCUCAAAGUGCCACAGUUUCAGAGAAUUGGGGAAGUAACCGAAAUGAAGACAAAGCCUUAAAGAACAAUGGGGAUUUAAGUUGUUCUGGUGUAUCUGAAGGUCCAAGCUCUGAAACCAAACUCAAACCAUCAGGGCUUGAUGCAUUUCUACCAGCAGAGGGCGCAAUCAUUGGGAGAAAGUCGGGUACGCUCGAGAACUGGAGGAUUAAUGAUGAGGAACCAGUUAGAGAAGCUGCUCAGAUUCAGGAAAAGACUCAAGACAAUCCCUCUGAACAUCCCGAAAGCAAGGACCAGACAGAAACACCAAAGUCACCAGCUCCGUUUGUCCCAUUCGAGACAUUGGUAUCGAUGGGUAAGACCUCCCAAAGUCUUGAGCUCCAACAACAGACGGUUUCAGAGAAUUGGGGAAGUACCCGAAAUGAAGACACCGUGGAACCGGUUAGAGACGCUGUUCAGAUUCAGGAAAAGACUCAAGACAACAAUGACCAGACAGAAACACCAAAGUCACCAGCUCCGUUUGUCCCAGUCGAGACGUGGAAGGACUGGAGUUGUUUGGAAAAGACGAUUCAAAGCAUGCUGAGAGGGUUUGUCGAAAAUCAGGGCUUUGCGACUGAAAUCUCAAGAAUUUCACCAGAGGUCCCAGAAUCUCUUCAUCGGUGGAUUUCAGAUUUUGAGAAGACGUUAAAGAACGUGGCGGAAAAUGUGUCGAAUCAGCGUGAUACAGUCGACCAAGAAUCAACAGGCAUUAAACUCACGGCGGAGGGGGAACUGCCUUUGAAGGACAUACCGGACGAACCUGAAAGGGAGGAACCGAGUACUGCUGGACAUUCGGAGAUCAUAAAAGACUGUUCAGUCUCAGAGAUGUUGGAGAUACAUCCUCAAACUUAUGUCUCCUUGGACUCAAGGACUCCUCCAGCAAGUGAUGACCAAGAAGCAACAGAAAGUACCUCAGGGGGCAUGCCUAGCAUAUGUAAUUAUAGGGUGAAAGUCACUGAAUCCUCUCAAGAAGAAGGACGGCGAAGUCAGGGCGAUCCAACGGUGACGAGCUGGUCUGAGGAAUUUGUUUUUGUUGAAUUUUACUUUGCUGAACCUGCCAGAACCAAUCGUGUCCCUGCUGCUGAAGAAGUUUUUGAGACACAACUCAAAAGGCAUCGAACGUUAGCAACAAACUCUCAAAGCUCAAAGGUCAGAAGGCUUAUAGAAAUAACAGAUGAAAUCAAGGCGAUGGCUGUUCCUGAACUGUUGUUUAUGAGCCUACAAGAAGGGAGAGUCAUUGAGGACGAACGUAUCGACGAGUCAUCGGGGUCGAUUAGUGAGGAUCAGGAGGAGCUGUCGGUUGGAGACAUGGACAGCUGCGAGGAGGUUGACGAGGACGCGACUGAGGUUGUCGUUGAAGAUGUUAAAGUGGCGACCGGCGUGAAACACCUGAGUGGAAGGAGAGGAUCUGGUUCACACAAACACAAAACUGACUGCAAGAUUUCAUAGAUCAGCAAGAAUGAACUGAAGUCUGAAGUAUGGCCUGCUGUCAUAUCUGCAGAUUGUUCAUGAAGUUGUCUGUGAAAUUAAGUGUAAAACGACAAUUCGCGGUUUUACGGGGGGUUUAGUGGCGGAUUGUUUUUCAGCUGGGUCCAGUAACUUCCUGGCGUCUCUAUUGGCUCAUUUGUACCAGCGUCCUUCAUGAUGAUUUUAAUAGGGAUGCACCGAUACCACUUUGUUUCAGACAGAGUACAAAUACUUCCAUUUGGGUACUCUCCGAUACCGAGUACCGAUACGAGUACUUCUCUGUGCCUAAAGACCCUCGUUAACAGCCAGCUGGAGGGUGUGAGCGACACACGGCAGGCUGGGGAGUCCCGCAUACGAGGCGGUGCGCCGCCACCGGCUCUAGGUCGGCUUGGAAAGGCGAAGGUGGCUCGCAGCUAGAGUUAGAGUCAAAUUAGAGAACUUUAGAGAGAGAAACUUUUCUUUUUUUAAAUUAUAAAAAGUCCACGAAAUGAACCACGACGACCUUUUCUGUCUGUUUGAAGCAGUUAAGUCCUCAUUCUUGAAGUCUUUUCUUUCAUAAAAAACAAAAUGUUCUGUUUGAAAACACUUGUAAUAAAACAUAAAUCUCA